ACGCAUCAAAAAAGAUUUUUACGAUUUAUAAAGCGCAAUACCCUGAUGGUGAUCUAAUUGACCUCCGACUAAAAUCGCCCUUUUUAAAAGAACUUUCAAGACAAGUAGCAACAUCGUAUUUAACGGAAAUGGAUACCAUGACAGAGACGUUGGUCCCCGCAAAUGUUCACGAAUUUCUUGUAAAUUUUUUUUCACAAAACUUAACAACCGAGGAGUGGAAUUCCCAAAUCGAUGAUUUAAGAGCACCAGAAAAAGGUGAUUUCAUAAUGAAUUCAGUGGUACGAGUUUUACGUCGUACAUUGCCACAAUUUAUUAAGGCAUUUUCACUCGAAGAACAGAACCCACUUUUAAAUAUUGGCACAAUAGAACAUGCGCAUCUUAAUGCUUUCGUUCACCCAUGUCUUGACGCUUCUUUAUGGUACAUUGCUG
Messenger RNA from Racocetra persica, 429 nucleotides. NCBI's taxonomy places the organism in Eukaryota, Fungi, Glomeromycota, Glomeromycetes, Diversisporales, Gigasporaceae. The record is from the annotation of a GenBank genome assembly.